AUGCCUAGAAAAAGUGCGGCUGCUGCCAAGGUCGACUUGAUUCCCGGCGGUCAACCAUCAGUUCCCAGGCAAGGAGUAUCGCAGCCUGUUCCGGGGGUCACACGUCGCGUAACGAGAUCUACUUGUAAGCCAGGCGACCUCUUGGAUCCGGGCGGCCCAGGCAGCUUCAGUGGGAAAUCCCAAGGAAGUCGACCGACUGUAAAAACACGGGCCGAGGCCAGAGUGCAGACUGCCCCGUUUGCCACCGGCUUGGAGCAGGAUCACAGUGUACUCCCAACUGUGGAAACAGCCGAAGCAAGGUCCAGAACUUCUGAACUUACCAGGGGCCCCACCGAAACCGAUUCAACAGAAGACUCCAAUUUUGACGCAGAGGACGAUCUGGAGACCUUUUACAAGAGGAUCGGGUACUUACCUCCGCUGGACGACGCCACGAUUGAAGUCUUAGAAUUCCUAAGCUUAUCAGUUCCAGAUAUGGACACAGACGCCGGGCGCGUAUCAGCAUCGAAGCAACCAAAAGUCUUCAGAACAGGGCUUGAGGAGUACCGCAACGUGGACACAAGGCCCACAGAACCCAGAAGAGACCCACUUGAACAGAAGAUAAAGGGCCUUGUGACAGCAACCGAAGAAGAGAACCAGGAUGUGACGGCGUAUCGGAACAGGCUCUGGACACAUGACUUGGAAAAAUGCUCGGAUGAGUUUUCUGAGAAGAUUUUUCAGCGCACAAUAUUGAUGGCCAUGAUCGACCGGUGCCGUCUCAUUUAUGAGAGCGAGCUUUUGCCUAUCUCCGCCGAAAACAGUGCCAACAAGCCAUUACUCGACUUUGCAGUCGAAAGCAUCUGGAACUGCCCGCCAAUGCCUACGGAGGCAGCAAAGAAGUCCGAGAAACUACUCACGCGACCAAUGCCGGACCUUGCUAUAGCCUUCCGACGGGAAACCCUGUUCACGUCAGACCACAGUUGGAAGGUGUUUCCUUCCGCAACGCGGAAGAUUAUGUGUUACGAAGGUAUUGGUGGGGAAGACACCUACCGGGCCUUCCACUUCCUGACAAUCGAGGCAAAGAGAGCAUACACGGGCGUUGACGACAAGGUUGCCAUCUACCAGAGCCUGAACAACGCAAGCCAAGCACUACACAAUAUGUACGAGUUCUUCAGGGAAGCCGACAUGGGAAUAGAUGAGAGAGGAAACGACAUAGAGAACGGGGACAAAUAUAGGAACAUUUUCUUUGACGAGGUCAGGUUCUUCUCCGUCGUCGCAACAGCCGGGGCCAUGAAGAUCCGAAUUCAUCGAGCUUGCCAUCAAGACCCAGACAUGGUCCCUAUCGUGGAAGGGUACCCACUGGAAUUCAAAUUCGCCGAUUAUACGACCAUUGGCGGUGGUGGCGAAUUCGCUCGUCAGAAGGUUGUGGAAGAGCUCGCCAAGAUUCUGCUCGGGUACGGCGUUGGACAACUUGGAGUCCGUUUGCAGGAGGCCAUCAAAGAGGUAGAAGGAAAAUUCCAGACGCACCGAAGAAAUUGUGAAGCAGACUUUCCUCGAAGGGAUGAUUUCUACUCGCACGGGCUAUACGAACGCCUGGUGCAUUUGGCUCAGACCAACAAGCAGAAGCGAGCUACAGCCUCUGCGAGAACUACUGGGUCGCAGACUCCUAGAAACACCGCAAGAAAUGGCCAGCAACCCGCAAGUCAGUCGCAGUCGUUAAGUGCUAGUCAGCUUCGAAUUAGCGUCAGUUCGGACGCCACCAGUAGUGGCCAAGUGGCAACUUCUGAGUCUGCGACUCCGGCACGGGAAGGUGCUGCAUCUGAGCAAGGAGAUUCUGAUGCUGGGCGCGGGAGGCGGAAGAAAAGAAAGAAACCGAUAGGUUGA
This is a messenger RNA of Diaporthe citri, 1860 nucleotides long. RefSeq lists its product as uncharacterized. The transcript has 2 exons. Bases 1 to 1860 code for a protein of 619 amino acids. Lineage: Eukaryota; Fungi; Ascomycota; Sordariomycetes; Diaporthales; Diaporthaceae. The record is from RefSeq and is a predicted model, not a curated record.